AUGGUCGCAGCUUUAAUUAUCCCGCUGCCACCCCCCUCUUUCGUGAUCCAAAGAAAGACACAACUUGCGGAUAUUCUUGCGCAAUCUUUGAUAAUGACAGACGCGAGCGAGCAUACCCAGCACAUAUCGAAAAUUGCCAACUUUCUCGACUUUCGGGUCGCAGACAACGUCGAGAACAAAGAUAUUCUCGAGGCGGAGAAGGGGGCUGUCGGUCCCAAUAAUACGAAUAAAUCAAAGAAGACACAGCCAGGAGGGGAGAUAGAGGAGCAAUGUGAUACACCAGUCGAACAUCUGGGGUCGGCCCGAGAUUACGGCAAAGGUGGAGGAUAUGGUCCUCAUGGCAGCCACAUCAUCAAUAAAAUUGACCCCAGGGUCAGUUCCAGCAGUAAAGAGACUGACACCGACGGAAAAUAA
Molecule: messenger RNA, 414 nt
Organism: Penicillium argentinense
Lineage: Eukaryota; Fungi; Ascomycota; Eurotiomycetes; Eurotiales; Aspergillaceae
Exons: 3
Coding region: 1-414 (137 amino acids)
Source: RefSeq, a predicted model, not a curated record